GUAUUUCUGCUGGAGACAUCAUGAGGUGGAGGUUACCGGUUUGUUUUUAACGGAUCACCUUAAUCUGGAUCACCGUCUGGGUGACCUGGGCUGCCUUCACGGACUGUAAGAAAUGAGGAUUGUAAAGGCUUUCUCCUACUUCUCCUAACCCUGGACCUUUUUUGGUUUCGUUUGGAACAAAGUGUGAACAAAAGGAAAAACUGAUUUCCCAGUUAUUUUUAUUUAUUGCCUGGAGGACUCGCUCAGGGAAGAACAAUGUCUUUACGGACGGCACUGCCUGGGAACGAGCGGAACCAGGACCAUCAUGCCUCGCUGUCGGCCAGCCGCUCGGAUAAAGGUACCGGCUGGUCGAGCCGCUCGCUCGGCGCCCGCUGUCGAAACUCCAUCGCCCUGUGUUCGGACGAGCUGCCGCACAUCGGGAACUACCGGCUGCUGAAAACCAUCGGCAAGGGCAACUUCGCCAAAGUGAAGCUGGCCCGCCACAUUCUGACGGGCAGAGAGGUUGCCAUAAAGAUCAUCGAUAAAACCCAACUCAACCCAACCAGCCUUCAGAAGCUGUUUCGAGAGGUACGCAUCAUGAAAACCCUGAACCAUCCCAACAUAGUCCAGCUGUUCGAGGUGAUUGAGACGGAGAAGACUCUUUACCUCGUCAUGGAGUACGCCAGCGGAGGCGAAGUGUUCGACUACCUCGUGGCUCAUGGCAGAAUGAAAGAGAAAGAGGCCAGAGCCAAAUUCAGACAGAUUGUUUCUGCUGUUCACUACUGUCACCAGAAGAAUAUUGUUCACAGAGACCUGAAGGCGGAGAACCUGCUGCUCGACGCCGACUCCAACAUCAAAAUCGCCGACUUCGGCUUCAGCAACGAGUUCACUGAAGGCAACAAGCUGGACACCUUCUGCGGGUCGCCGCCGUACGCCGCGCCGGAGCUUUUCCAGGGGAAGAAGUACGACGGCCCAGAGGUGGACAUCUGGAGCCUGGGUGUUAUCCUGUACACGCUGGUCAGCGGGUCGCUGCCGUUCGACGGCCAGAACCUGAAGGAACUUCGGGAGCGGGUUUUACGAGGGAAGUACCGCGUUCCCUUCUACAUGUCCACAGACUGUGAGGGAAUCCUGCGCCGCUUCCUGGUCCUGAACCCCGCCAAGCGCUGCUCCCUGGAGCAAAUAAUGAAAGAUAAGUGGAUUAACGUUGGUUACGAAGGCACCGAGCUGAAACCCCACGUUGAGCCUGAGGAGGACUUCAGCGACAGCGGCCGCAUCGAUGUGAUUGUAGGGAUGGGAUUCGACAGAGAGGAGGUUCGAGAGUCUCUGGUUAAACAUAAAUACAACGAGAUCACUGCCAUGUACCUGCUGCUGGGACGCAAGACAGAGACGGACGGUGCCGAGUCUCGGUCGGCCAGCAGCCUGAGUCUCGCUCGCAUCCGCCCCAGCGCCAUCACCAACGGGAUGAGCAAACACUCCACCUCCUCUUCCUCCUCUGGCGCUCAGUCUUCCUCCUCCAGUCACAAGCCUCAGCGAAGCGCCUCCACGUACCACCGCCAGAGACGACACUCCGACUUCUGUGGUCCAGCUGCUCCGGGGUCGGCUCACCCCAAACGAAGCCCCAGCGGCGUGGGCGAGGCCGCGGUCCUCAAAGAAGAGCGGCUCUCCGUACGCAAGCCAAGCGGCUCCACCGUAGGCUCCCGUAGCAUCCCGACCCCGUCCAGUCCCAUGGUUAGCUCCGCCCACAACCCAAAUAAAGCAGAGAUCCCCGACAGACGCAAGGAGGUCAAUUCGACUGUGAAUAACAUCCCUGCCAGUGCCAUGACUCGCAGGAACACGUACGUGUGUACGGACCGAUCCGGCGCCGACAGACCAUCCCUGCUGCAAAACGGCAAAGAAAACAGCACCUUAUCCCACCGCCUGCCACCGGCCUCGCCCUCCUCCCACAGCAUCGCCGGCGCCUCCGGCGUCUCGUCCGCCACGCCGUCGUCCCGUCUCUGCAGAGGGUCCACGGUGAGGAGCACUUUCCACGGGGGUCAGAUCAGAGACCGCCGGCCUCCGUCUCACGCCCCGCCGGCGUCCCCGACGCUGUCUCACGACGCCAGCCCGCUGCCCCACGUCAGGAGCCGGGCCCCAUCCAACCUGCUCAGCAAGAUCACCUCCAAGCUGACCCGCAAGGUCACAGACCAACCUGAGAGAAUCAGCAGAUCUCCGGUCACAAGUCGCCAUCUAUCUGGGCAUCAAAAAGCGGCCGAGCCCCGGACCCCCCGAUGCGGAUGGGAUGUGAGGGUCCGGAGCCCCCAGGACCCGGCCGAGGUGGUUCUGGCCCUGCGGGAGGCGGCGCAGGGCUGCGGCUGCCAGGUCCACCUGGCCGGCCCGUUCCUCCUGUCCUGCACCCACGGCGCGGCCGGCGCCCGCGUGGCCUUUGAGGCCGAGGUCUGCCAGCUGCCCAACGGGCCAGGUCAGAGCGGCGUGAAGUUCAGGCGCCUGUGGGGGGCGCCGUUGGCCUUCAGAGACAUCGCCGCCAAGGUGUCGAAGGAGCUGGAGCUCCGAGGUGAGGCGGGUAGGUGACAGACUGACACCUCCAGAAAAACACCCGCAGCUCCCAGACUCCUCCCACUCACAGCCGGACGGACUGAAGAUGGCCCUUUGACCUCCGACCCCCGCUGACCUCACACAUACACAGCUUGAGGCCAUACAGUUGGACUUUCUUUUUUGCUCAGAUUUAACUUCAGGUUGCUGAGAAUGACGGAAAACGUCUUGUUGACAUUGUUUCUGUCGCUUGUCAUCAUUCCUUUUGAAAGAGCUGCUAUUUAAAUGUUUUUUUUAAUUAUUUUUCUGUGUAAUAAGUUCUUUUUUUUGCUUAGUGCUUUUAAAAUAGGAGGAAAUUGACGACUUUUGUCAAUAUUGGAAGCAGAUGUCACAGAGGAAACCUCCGGCCACUAGGGGGAGACAUGCAGAAAUGCAGGGACUGCCAACUGACUAAAUGGAGCGUAGUUACGUUUCCUCUGUCUGGAUACCUGCUGAAAAGUUUGCUCCACCAUUUUGUUAUGGUAAAAAGUAAGUACACCCUCCUGCAGCUAUAACGUUUACCAUAUAAGGACAUAAUGACAUUAUUUUGGACUUUCAAUUUGUCAUUAUUUAUUCAACAAAUAUGAAGCCAAGAUGAAAAAAAAGGGAGUGUCGUGGAAAAACUAAGAACACCCUGUGAUUUAUUAACCUGUAGGGCCUCCUUUGGCAACACUUUGUAGUAGAUAGUCUGGUAGACUCAGUUCUUUAUAGUUGAUUAAAUGACUAAUCCAACCCACAUCAUGAUCCCUCCACCAACGUGCUUGGCAGUAUGUAUUAAAGCAUGUAUGUGUGGUUUUCUCUAAAUAUUUCUUCUUUCAGGUGAAACAUUUUUACGUUUUAACAAUUAAAUCUUUACAUUUUUCUACUACAUUUUGGAGAUUUUUUUUUUUUUAUGUCUGCAUCGACUGCAGUUUUUUGGCAGAUCACCAAUCUUUAAAAAGCCUCAAUUUGACUUCAGAUUUUGCCUCUACCAAUUUUGUUUACCUGAAAAGUUACUAAAGAUAGUGGCAAAGUUGGAAGCAACAGCUGGGGUUUUUCAGACCUUUGCAGAAGUAGAUAAAAUGUAAGUAUUCAUAAAAAUUGGCAGCCAUCUUAAAUAUUAUGAAUGUUUAACUCUCAGUUGGGUGUGCAAAGGCAGAACAUGUUUUUCACACUGAUCUGGAUCAGUUAAUCUAUGAAAUUUGGUAACUUCCCCUUUAAUUGCAAGGGAGCUUUUAGUUUUUUCACACAAAUCUUUCCAUUGGGGUUUCAUUUAGUUUGAUAUGUGAGGUUUGAUGCAAAUAUUUUUUUAAUCUAGUAAAGAUCAAAUCACUUUAUUUUGUCCUGUUUCUUAAAACUCUGGAAUUAAAGGAGGGUGUACUUUCUUUUUACCAUAGUUGGGAAGUGAGCAAAACUGCCAAAUAAAAAAAAAUAAAAAAUAAUAAAAUAAAUUGAGCUCCUUCCCAACAAUAAGCUUCAGUCAAUGAUGGACCUGGUUUUUUACAUCAUUAUUAUUAUUAUUUACUUUUACGGCACCAAUAUAAGUCAGCAUGGAAAUAAUAAACAUAAUUUGGUUUACUUUGUGUUAUGUUGUAAAAACUAAAGAAAAUAAAUUCCUUCAUUAAUCUUUUAAAAAAUCCAACAGCUUUUUAUUCCAACUGCAAAACUAAACUCUCCCACGUCGACGUUAAACUGGUUCAGAACAAAACGGAGCAGUUGGUGCUUCCCUCACUUUGUUCGGUGUCCAGACUGUCUGGUUGUUGAUGUUUAGAGAAGAAAAGCGCCACAAAGCCAAGGAUUGCAUGAUUUAGACCCAACUGGACUUGAUCUACGUCAUCCGGUUACGUUUUGAUAUUUCUGGAAUCUUUAAAUAGAUUUAGCACUUUUUUUUCUUGGACUGAACCUUCGCCUUUACAUGCAACAACUGCGACUCUUGGCAAAAAUGUUGAAUCAUGACACAUUGAGAAUAUUUUGCAACGUAACAAAAAAACAUCUGAUAUGACCAGAGGUCGGCAGAGUACACAAAAAUUUUACUCCAGUAACAGGAGUUACUAAAAAUAAAACACUAAACUGUUUUAUUUAGUGGAAGCUAAAAAGCUAAAAAGCAUUAGCUUUUUUCAGGAAGCUAAUGGUUCCACUAAAUAAAAUGCUAUUUAGUGUUAGCUAUUUAGCGUUAGCUUCCACUAAGUAAAGUGCUCUACCAACAUUUUACUUAGUGGAAGCUAACACUAAAUACCUAUACUAACAUGCAGUGGAAGCUAAUGCUAAAUUGUUACUCCAAAUUUUACCCAAACUAAUGCCACUCAAGUAAAAAACAGAAAGUGCGGUACAGUAAAACUUCCGUUCAAAUUAUUUUUUCCCCAAAAAAGUUACUCAAAUGAAAUAUAACUGAGUAAAUUUAUGUGUAGGACAGUUGGUUAUAAUUAAUGGUUUUUCUUAAUCUGCUCUUUUUUUUUUUUUCUCCCUGGGAAAAUGAAACCAUUUUCCAUUAAUUAUAAGGUCAUUCACGUUUUUUCAUUUUGCAAACAUACUUGGGAUUUUUUUAAUAGAUUAUUAAACAUCCACCAUGAGAUGUGCUUCCAUCAUUUUUGCCAAGAGUUGUAAAUCUCAGUUGUUUCUCAGCACUACUGGUACGACUGCUCCCCCAUUGGAUUAAAGUUACAGACUGUUAACCAAUCAGAUUCCUGAUUCAAAAUGCCAAUCUCAAACAUCCAAGUCCCUGGCAUCACUUUGAUGUAACAUUUAAGAUAUAACAAAUUCUCCAUUUUGUUCUAUUUUAGGUACUUUGUUGCUCUUCUCUAAGAAAAUCUACCGAUGUUUGUAGAGUUUUCUGAUUACUGGUUUCCGUCAGCGUCUGAAAAUGUUAAGCUGUGAUUUAGAGGCUAGUUGUUCGACUUUCUGUUUGUUUAUUGCUCUGCCUCAUCGCCCCAAAAUGUUCUCAGACUAAUCCAUGCUUCAAGACCCCUGAUUACUUAAAUACAACAUACCGCCGGCUGAGACACCAGAAACGACCGACUUGCAGUCCUGCAUGUCUCCUAGGAUAUAAUGUGUGACACAAAAUAAAAACCUUCAACCUCUGA
Gambusia affinis (western mosquitofish) is the source of this 5606-nucleotide messenger RNA. It is a transcript of the gene mark4b, whose product is annotated as MAP/microtubule affinity-regulating kinase 4b. Gene Ontology annotation, cellular component: cytoplasm. Gene Ontology annotation, molecular function: protein serine/threonine kinase activity; protein binding; tau-protein kinase activity. NCBI's taxonomy places the organism in Eukaryota, Metazoa, Chordata, Actinopteri, Cyprinodontiformes, Poeciliidae. Gene Ontology annotation, biological process: microtubule cytoskeleton organization; protein phosphorylation; intracellular signal transduction. The record is from RefSeq and is a predicted model, not a curated record. The coding region runs from base 256 to 2547 and encodes 763 amino acids. The transcript is spliced from 17 exons.